Messenger RNA from Eurytemora carolleeae, 974 nucleotides. RefSeq names its product protein sidekick-2. NCBI's taxonomy places the organism in Eukaryota, Metazoa, Arthropoda, Copepoda, Calanoida, Temoridae. The record is from RefSeq and is a predicted model, not a curated record. Bases 140 to 970 code for a protein of 276 amino acids. Gene Ontology annotation, molecular function: protein binding. The transcript has 11 exons.
ACGAAAAGUUGUGUUCAUUUUAUAAGUUGGUUCAGGAGAUCUGUUUAAGCACUACAACGGUUCCAAACUAAACAACAUCAAGUUUAUAUGGACUUUGUGACCUAUUAACUCCAUCAGUUUUGAUUUUUCUUCCUACAGGAUGUAUGUUCUCUCUGUCCUCGGUGUUCUAGGAUUAGUUCUGGGAGUAGGAGGACAAGAAGAUUGUAAAACUAUUGAUAUUGAUAUUGGAUCUACUUGGUUAAAUAUAUCCUGGCUGCUUCACUGUGAAAUAUCACCAGAAGAUGUACUAUUCGUCAGAAGUUACCAUGUGAAGUUGGAGGAUGUAAGUACAGGUUAUUACAAUUACACUCUUAAUGUCUUCUGUACUCGAACUUCGUGUACGCAGUACAUAGAAAAUCUCAGGAGUUGUAUAAAGUACAAUGUGAGUUUACAAGCGGAAAUGGAUGAUGGUGAAUUGUUUGAUUAUAAUUCUCAGGAAAUAGUGCUAAAAGAAGAAUUGCCCAGUACACCUCAGAACCUUCUAAUAUCUGAUGAGACGAGUAGUAGCCUACAGGUCAGCUGGGUACCACCACAGGAAGGAGAAUACUGCGUACAUCAUUAUAAAGUUUAUUUGAAUGAUCUAACCUCGAACCAAGAAUAUCAAGUGAGUCUGGAGACAGAAGAACUAUCCCUAGAGAUAAAAGAAUUGCAGGCCUGUGUUGGGUAUGGAGUAACUGUCACCCCUGUAACUGGGUCUGGGAAUGAGGGAAGGAUGGUAUCUACAGAAACAUAUGUUUUAGGAAGGAUGGUAUCAACUUCUGGAGCAACUAGUUUUGAAAACCCAAGUAGACCAUCCCAACUCAGACCUAAGGAUAGUGGUUCUAAUUAUGUCUCCUUCUACUGGGUUCCUGGUUCCAACUAUAGUUCCUGUCUGCGUGGAACCUCAGCUUUAUGUGUACAAUCCGAGUUCCAAGAUCAGCCAGCAGGUUAAAAUA